Molecule: messenger RNA, 454 nt
Organism: Chelonia mydas (Green sea turtle)
Lineage: Eukaryota; Metazoa; Chordata; Testudines; Cheloniidae
Product: histone H2A type 2-C
Exons: 1
Coding region: 1-390 (129 amino acids)
Cellular component (GO): nucleosome
Molecular function (GO): DNA binding; structural constituent of chromatin; protein heterodimerization activity
Source: RefSeq, a predicted model, not a curated record
AUGUCAGGCCGAGGAAAACAAGGAGGCAAAGCGAGGGCUAAGGCAAAGUCUCGCUCCUCGCGGGCUGGGCUGCAGUUCCCGGUGGGUCGAGUGCACCGCUUGCUCCGUAAAGGUAAUUAUGCUGAGCGGGUGGGGGCUGGAGCCCCGGUCUAUAUGGCCGCAGUGCUGGAGUAUCUGACCGCUGAGAUUCUCGAGUUAGCCGGCAACGCUGCUCGGGACAAUAAGAAAACCAGAAUCAUUCCCCGACAUCUGCAGCUCGCCAUCCGUAACGACGAGGAGCUCAACAAACUGCUUGGGAAAGUGACGAUAGCUCAAGGGGGUGUCCUGCCCAACAUCCAGGCCGUGCUACUGCCUAAGAAAACCGAGAGUCACAAGGCCAAGAGCAAGUGAAGCUGAUCGGGAAGAAGCAAAACUUUGCAGUCCAAAACCAACCCAAAGGCUCUUUUCAGAGCCA